Molecule: messenger RNA, 701 nt
Organism: Orbicella faveolata
Lineage: Eukaryota; Metazoa; Cnidaria; Anthozoa; Scleractinia; Merulinidae
Product: beta-1,4-N-acetylgalactosaminyltransferase 3-like
Cellular component (GO): Golgi cisterna membrane
Molecular function (GO): acetylgalactosaminyltransferase activity
Source: RefSeq, a predicted model, not a curated record
UCUCUCUCAUUCUCUUCUAGGGAUUUCUUUUUAAAGAGAAUCCACAGAGUUUCCCAAAAAUCAGAUCCAGUUUACGGUGAUCGUUUCUUAGUCGACGUGGAACUUGGUUUACAGCAUAGCAACCAAUCAUUUCGCUUGUCAGAACACGUCUAUCAGAAGAAGGGAAGUGACAAGUUGUGUUUUCCUGAAGGAAUCAACUGGAACAGCCAAGCCAUGGUGUACUUCAUACUUCCUGUCAAAGACCAAGGACGAUGGGUCUAUCAUUUUAUCAAUGAACUUACUGUUGCCAGCUUAUUGACCGGUGAUACGAACUUCCACGUCGUUGUUGCUGACUUUGAAAGUCAGGAUAUUGAUAUGGCCGAAGCUUUUAACACUUCUCUGUUCCGCAGCAGACACACCAUUGUUGACAUGACGGGUGAAUUCUAUAAGACACUCGCGCUAAACGAGGCUGUCGCUCGUGUUCCAAGCGAGCAUGAUAUACUAUUUCUGUAUGAUCUUCACAUUGAUGUUCCUGUAGACAUCAUGGACAGCGUCAGAAAGGUAACGUAAAAGUGCAAAUGCAAUCACGUUAGAAGUAGUCUCUGUAAGAGUCCUAAGUGAACGAUAGUUCGAAUGCGUCACCUAGGGGUGCAAGAAAUUACAGCUCACCGGAGAAAGAGAAAACGAUGAGGGAAGGAAAGUGGCAGUUGCCUCAAUAGCGU